AUGCAAAGAAGCCGACAAUUCUCGACGGCUUGCAGGCUUUUGGCCAAAAAAACUGUCCAGACUAAACAAAAAUAUCUCGGUAGAGUCAGCAAUAACUUAUCCCUGGGUGUUGUGGGGCUCGCAAACGUGGGAAAGAGCACAUUUUUCCAGGCGAUCACGAAAUCGACUUUGGGAAAUCCAGCCAACUACCCUUUUGCCACUAUAGAUGCCGAGAAAUCUCUUGUAGUUGUUGAGAGUCCCAAGCUAGACCAAUUUCAAAAAUUGUUUCAAUCUGAGAAGAAGGUGCCCACGUCUCUCACGAUCUACGACAUCGCAGGGUUAACUAGAAACGCGGCAAGUGGACAAGGGUUGGGAAAUAAAUUUCUUUCUGAUAUAAGACAAGUUGAUGGAAUUUUUCAUCUUGUACGUGGAUUUAGAGAUGACGAAAUCACUCACAUCGAGAACAGCGUGGAUCCCGUCAGGGAUAUGACCAUUGUCACUGAUGAGCUUAUAUUGAAGGAUUUAGACUUUAUCGAAACGGCGCUCGAGAAUGUUCAUAAAAAGGAGAAGAAGCCUGGGAACGACAAGUCAGCUGUGAAGUUCGAAAUUGAUACUUUGGAAAAAAUCCUGGAGCUUCUUUAUUCUGGGAGAAAAGUUGCAUCCGAGGAAUGGACUGAGGAAGAGAUAGAUGUUAUAAACGCUCUCAAUUUGUUAACAGCGAAGCCCACUGUCGUAUUGCUCAACGUGUGUCCAAAUGACUAUGUGAAUCAUCAAAACGAGUUCAUGGAGGCUGUUCAGAAUUGGAUCCGGGAAAAUUGUCCUCAGGAUAAAUUAAUGUUGUUUUCUGCUCAAUAUGAGAGCCAGUUGAAUGAACUUGAAGGUAAGGAACUUGCGGAUUUUGUCAAGGAAUACGAUUCUAAACCCAGUGCCAUGGCCCGUAUUGUUGACGCUAUUCGGGAAGUUCUCCACUUGAUAUCGUUCUACACGUGUGGACCAAAAGAGGCUCACCAGUGGUCUAUAAGAGAGGGAUCCACAGCACCCGAGGCUGCAGGGGCGAUUCACACGGACUUGCAAAACACCUUUAUUUCUGCUCAAGUUUACAAAUGGGAUGAUGUCAAGAAUGAGCCCGGGCCCCUAGACGAGGCUUCACUAAAAAGUAAGGGCAAACAAUUGAGAGUAGGAAAGGCGUAUGUCGUUGAGGACGGGGAUGUCAUGGUAGUAAAAGCAGCGAAGGGCCGAAAGUAA
Metschnikowia bicuspidata var. bicuspidata NRRL YB-4993 is the source of this 1224-nucleotide messenger RNA. RefSeq lists its product as uncharacterized. Gene Ontology annotation, molecular function: ATP hydrolysis activity; ATP binding; GTP binding. Gene Ontology annotation, cellular component: cytoplasm. The transcript has a single exon. Bases 1 to 1224 code for a protein of 407 amino acids. The record is from RefSeq and is a predicted model, not a curated record. NCBI's taxonomy places the organism in Eukaryota, Fungi, Ascomycota, Pichiomycetes, Serinales, Metschnikowiaceae.